Messenger RNA from Boeremia exigua, 3498 nucleotides. RefSeq lists its product as uncharacterized. The transcript is spliced from 4 exons. Bases 1 to 3498 code for a protein of 1165 amino acids. The record is from RefSeq and is a predicted model, not a curated record. NCBI's taxonomy places the organism in Eukaryota, Fungi, Ascomycota, Dothideomycetes, Pleosporales, Didymellaceae.
AUGCUCGGCAUAUCGCCACUAUCUGCAACACUGUUGUAUACUAAGGAAGUACAAUGGACCAGAUCGGCCGGAUUAACUCGCAUCUCGCUGAAAAGUCCCUCUGUCGCCCAGCCACAUACUGACAGAGAGACAUAUCUUCGGAUUAAUGCUGCCAUCUUACAGAACUAUAGCACCUCGCCGUGGGCCACGAAUGAACAUUUCAUCAUGCCUUUCUGGCCACAAGGAUCAGUUCCUUCGCUAUGGAACUUCAAGUCCACCGACCCCCAGACCUGGGAAGCCGAAACUACAAUAUUUCGAAACGACUAUACGUGCAGUAGGCUCCGAUUGAGCAAAAAGAGUUUCCAACCUGCAGGCUACAAGGGCUACUCAGCAACUGCCAUCAUGGAGUCAGAUGAUGGGUGCCAAUACAACAUCACCAGGAAUGUAGCCUCAGACUUAGCAACAACUGCUGAGAGGAACACUCAAAUUGGAUCCUGGGCUCGAUUACCCUGGAUAAACGAUGGCAAUGGAGAGGAGACUGGAGGCCGGAUCAACCCAAUCAACGACUGUGGACAAGCAGAGGAAACGAUUAUAAUGAGUACAGCAUGGUACGGUAAUAACAAGCCACGCGAUUUUCUGCCUGGUUUCGACAUCACCGCUUACGCCUGUCACAACAACCAUACUAUGGCAUCGAUGCCCGUCUAUGCUUCAUCUACUGCGACCGGGCUCUCAGUGGAUUUUGAUACAGAACUCUUCGAUCGAAUUCGUCAGCCAGUGCCAUCAACUGUCAUAGAUACUUCCCACCUUCUAGACCUGUACACAGACCCGGCAUGGUACAAUUAUAUUCCGCAGAAAGGGUAUCUGAACAGGUCAUUAGGCUUAUUCGGUGGAGCCAGUGUCUUGCUGGGUACGAAGCACAGAUUCAAUAUUUCUGAAAUGAUCGACGAUCCAGACCUGGCAGCAAGUGCUGCACAAAUGAGACGAAGAGCUUUCGCAGAGAUCCUGCAGACUUCUCUGCAGAAUCCAAGUGAUACAGACCUGGAAGAGGUAUCAGGUAUGAGAAUUGCACCGGAGAUCCGCAUCUUAGUCAGUUCGCAAAUUGCUUUAGUGCUUUGCGUUCUAUUUUUCAUGUCCUUCUGCAUUCUUUUAGCGUUGAUGUGGACUACACAGCUCAGCUACAGGCCUUUAAAUCUUCACAACGAUCCAAGUACUGUUCUUGGACUAAGCGCGCUGAUCUCGUCAAAUGCCUCGAUCUUAGCUACGCUCAAGACAUUGGAUCUCGCUCCGAGGCAAAGGCUAAAGCUUGAACUUGCGGAGCGGCGUUAUUUUACUUCACCAGGAACACUUGAAGAAAUAUCAGACAAAGAGUCCCUUCUCGAUACAUCUCUCCCCUCUAACGCAGCUACGGUACCUGUAUUGCGCGUUCGAAAUCUCCUCGGACUAGCCCUGUAUAUCUUGGCACUCUUAGCUGCAGUGUCAAUACUCUUUGGUCUAUCUCAGAAGUCAAACCUUCAUCAGGCUUUAUUCACAUACCGCGCGAACCUAGAAGUCUUUGGUGGAGUGAAGGAAUUCUCCCCGUUGGCCUUCACAUCGACCUUCUUAGCUGUGGCUGUUUCACUGUGGUGGGAAUCAAUUGACAACGCCUGUCGAACUCUACAGCCGUUUAUAGCCAUGUCAUCAGAGCCCAAAUUGCUUUCGAAGGAUCUGAACCAGACACUUGAGCUGCGUCGCGAUCCUUUCGUGAGAAAAGUCGCUAUGGGUUACACAAAAGAGACUAUUGAUCGAGGGCCACCAAUCAGCAGAGAAUGGAAUACAUGGAUUGGACCAACUCUGGAGGAAACAUUUACUGACCUCAGCACCAACUGGAUGUAUACCGCUAUGAUACAAUCUACAAUGGACGGCCCGGACCCCAGAUGGAGUAAAGAGGGAUGGAGCUUCAUACCACUUGACUUGGGUGGUCUUGUGGAAACCCUUACAUUAACGAACUCAUCACUUAUUGCUCACAACGUCACGGUGCAGACUCCAGCGAUCAGAGCUCGCAUUGAAUGCAGUGCUAUCGAGGAGGUAGCCAAUAGCAGUCUGUGGUACAAAAGGUUUAAUGAGUCAGGUGUGGAUGCUUACUACGGGAGCUCUCUGCCUGAUGCUAUGUACAUCCCGCGCAUAUUGAUAGAGCAUGAUAGUCGAUAUACACGACUGAUCGCUCAGGCUACCCAACCUUCCUGCUGUGGUAAUUCGACAGAGCCAGGAGCCACAGAUGAGGAGAAAAUGACUGUACUUGCCUACUGGACAGAGAAUUGGUUAAAUGGCACCACAACCGGAGACUUCACCAUAAAGUGGCUUCGAGGCCCGACAGGCUUUGGCAGCUUUCAACAACGUGGUCUCACCCAUCUGUAUUUCUCCAAACCACCAAGCAUCCAAGCAGUGAACUGCAUUCCUACCAUCGAGACCGCCUCCGCAAGAGCAGUUGUCGACCAACAAACAGGGAACGUACGGGACUUUCAGAUUCUCGAGCACCCUGUUUCUGCAGAUGUUGCCUGGUCCGACGCCUUCCAAUUUCGCAACGUAACAGAGGAGCCUGUAUGGAAAAACUCUACAGAGGGACAGAUACUUCACCAUGAUGUGACUACUAGUUACGGCGUACUUUUCAUGAAAACUCUUUUGCGUGCAGCCAGUCUCCAGUAUCUGGGCCUAGAGAGACCUGCCGACAUACAGUAUCAGGCUCUAGAGUCACAGGAGAAGUUCUUCAACAUGAAAGACAACACGACCGGCUUCAAUGUCGAUUUCAUGUCACACGCAAGCUAUGCACAAGCCGGGCUUGACCCGAACGCUCUCCUUGACAGUGCCACACUCAUCGCGGAGUCGCAGAAGGUAUUCUCGACCUUCUUUCAGCAUUAUGUAGGGAGUAGUGUCUCUCUCGAAACCGGUGGCUGGGCCUAUCAACCAGUCGGCUCCAACCUCAAAGUCAAAGAGCCUUUCAGCUCCGUGCCUCAGUUGCUACCCAACGGGAACGUGGCUCCCAAGUUUGAGGACGUGCCGUUACAGAACACGAGUCGCACAGUGAGCGCGGAACUCAAUACCCAAGUGCCAGUGCUUCGAAUCAACCCUGUCGCUUUUUGGUUGGCCGCAGCAAUCAUGGCAUGGCUGCUUGUCACACUCUUGAUCUUCACGGCAGUACAACGAAGAUAUCUGGGCGGCAUGAAACGAAACAUCGAAUGCAUGGCAGAUGUUCUGGUUCUGGUUGCAGGAAGCGAGCAACUUCUGCAGCUAAUUGAAACGAAAGGUGUGGACACGCUCAUGAAGGAGGACACUAUCCACACCCGAUUGGGAUGGUUCAGGGACGACGAUGGGACAAUGAGGUGGCGUAUCGACGUUGCUGAUCAUGAUCAGAUAUUGAUGCGUCCUCUAUCUGGAUCCAGUGCGUACGUGCCUGUCUUGAAUCCCGCAGGACACGGUUUCGAGGAUGCCGGAAGCUCAACGGUUACUCUGGAGGACUCGAGCAGUGUUCGCGGUAGAAACUAA